Hevea brasiliensis (rubber tree) is the source of this 2550-nucleotide messenger RNA. Its product is annotated as pentatricopeptide repeat-containing protein At1g77170, mitochondrial. The transcript has a single exon. Gene Ontology annotation, biological process: RNA modification. The record is from RefSeq and is a predicted model, not a curated record. Gene Ontology annotation, molecular function: protein binding; RNA binding. The coding region runs from base 1017 to 2444 and encodes 475 amino acids. NCBI's taxonomy places the organism in Eukaryota, Viridiplantae, Streptophyta, Magnoliopsida, Malpighiales, Euphorbiaceae.
CUUCCAAAAUACCUCAAAUCCUUUCAUAUAAGUUAAGCGAUUGCUUUGCAAGCUUCUUGAUGCAUUUCAGACCACAUAAGUUAGCUGUUUUGAUACGAUUGCGUCCCAGCCACAGCUCAGCUCUUGUAAAUUUGUUAAAUUUCGCAGAUUCUCCAUUACCUAAAGCACCGACAUGAUUGCUUUUAGAAUAAGAGCAUGCUCCAACAAACAUCUCCCACUUUUCCAUUGGCCUGGACACAGUUGCAAGAGCAAGAGGGUAUAGCAGUACCAUGUGUGUGUCAUACCAUUCUUCACACAAUACAAAUGGACAGUUGACCAACCAAAGAAAAGGGCAGUUGGACAGAAAGAAGCCUGUGCCUGCAAUUCUUAAUUUUGAAUAAAUAAGACAUUGUUAAGAUAUAUGAGUGCUGAUCCUUAAUCUGUGGGAACCAAGUUCAAGAAUUUGCAACUGAUAAAGUUGGUCAAUCUCCUCCAUGUUAGUAACUUCAUUUUUUGAUACGUAGAGUUCCUUCAGAGUACUGGAGACGUUAGACAAUCCAUGCGAGGAUCCAAUUUCAUUGAAAGAAACAUAAAAAACCUAUAGACUCUUGAAUAUGCUAACAUCAGGUAUUUUCUUUAGUUUAUUAUCCCUCAGCACCAGCUCCUGCCAAAAAAAAAAGGAAAAAUAUAUCUCAACUGAGUCGAGAUUAUGGAGCUGGAAGCUGGUGAGAUUGAGAACCGUGCUUGACGGAUCGAUUUCAUCCGUUUGACCAUCAGUCACGGGAUUCAAGUCCCUCGGUGGUUGGUUAUCGGCAUCCAUUAAAGAAUACUCUUCGCUGGAAAAUGUAUUUGACUAUUUCCUGCUUGAUUCUCUCUGCGAAAGUGCUUUUGCAUUGCAUGUCAGAUUUCGUGAGGAGGAAGAUGUUUGAGAUCAUUUCGGCUCAUGACUGGGCCUAAAAUCCGUCUUUUGGGCUUGGCUAAAUUGAAGUGGGAAAUCUAUACGACGCCGAGAACUCAAAGAUCUGACAACCAGACUUAUGAACGGCUUCCACCGUCUUCUUCUUCCCGGCUUCGCUAAAUCCUCCGCCUUCAAACACCGAAUUAUUUCCCAUCAUCUUAGCCACAGUCUUGCUUUUAGCACUUUACCUUCUGGUAUACAAUAUCUAAAAACCCCACCUCCAUCGCCACAUUCAACUCAGGACCCAGCGCAAGCCAUAGCAACCCAGUUAUCAAACUGCACCAGCUUACCGGAACUGAACCAAAUUUAUGCCCAUGUUAUCCUUACUCAGAUGCUCGACUUCUAUACCGCCCCAUUUCAUUGGAAUAACAUAAUAAGAUCGUAUACCAGACUAGAUGCUCCUGCCCAAGCACUGAAAGUCUAUGUCUCUAUGUCUCGAGCCAGUGUCUCGCCUGAUUGUUAUACUCUUCCCAUCAUCUUAAAAGCUACGUGCCAGCUUUUCGCUAUUGAUAUUGGUAGGCAGCUUCAUUCCGUUGCCAUAAGGCUUGGCCUUCAAUCGAAUGAAUAUUGCGAGAGUGGUCUUAUCAGCUUGUAUGCAAAGUCUGGGGAAUUUAACAAUGCUUAUAAGUUGUUUGAGGAAAAUCAUGAAAGAAAGUUGGGUUCUUGGAAUGCUAUUAUAGGAGGCCUAGCUCAAGGUGGGCGUGCCAAGGAAGCGAUUGAGCUGUUUUUGGAGAUGAGGAGAUGUGGAUUGGAGCCAGAUGAUGUGACCAUGGUUAGUGUAACAUCUGCUUGUGGGAAUUUAGGGGAUUUGGACUUGGCUAUUCAGUUGCAUAAAUAUGUUUUUCAUGCCAAGAAUUUUGGGAAACCGGAUAUUUUGAUGCUGAAUUCGCUUGUUGACAUGUAUGGAAAAUGUGGUAGAAUGGACUUAGCGGGUAGGGUGUUUUCUAGGAUUGGCCAAAAAAAUGUGUCAUCUUGGACGUCCAUGAUUGUAGGUUAUGCAAUGCAUGGGCAUGUCAAUGAAGCUCUGGAGUGUUUUCAUUACAUGAGAGAAGCCGAUGUGAGGCCUAACCAUGUGACUUUUGUGGGAGUGCUAAGUGCUUGUGUCCACGGUGGUAAGGUACAGGAGGGAAGGUAUUUCUUUGAUAUGAUGAGGAAUGUUUAUGGUAUAAUGCCGCAGAUGCAGCACUAUGGGUGCAUGGUGGAUCUUCUUGGCCGAGUGGGGCUGCUUAAAGAGGCUAGAGAGAUUGUGGAGGGGAUGCCAAUGAAGCCGAAUGUGGUAAUAUGGGGGUGUUUGAUGGGUGCCUGUGAGAAAUAUGGGGAUGUGAAGAUGGGAGAGUGGGUGGCUAAGCAUUUACAGGAGCUGGAACCUUGGAAUGAUGGGGUUUAUGUGGUUUUGUCUAACAUAUACGCUAGUAGAGGCUUGUGGCAAGAGGUUGAAAGGAUUAGAGUAGGAAUGAAGCGGCGAAAACUAGCCAAAAUUCCUGCUUAUAGUUUGGCAACUAGUUAGAACUUGGAACUGAAGUUCAUUACUUUUAUUUUGCUGAAAGAAGUUUUUACCAUUGCUCUAGCACAAAUAAAUUUUGAUUAUUAAUUAUGAUGAAAUUCAUAUAAAA